CCCAAAACAGGCAAGCCUCUUAUCAAGAGAUGGGCACAUCUCAAGUUUGUGCGUGAAUCAAACCCCAUCGUAGCCGUCCAUAUCUUCGUGUACUAAUCACGGGGCGAUUCGACGCCGUUAGAUUCACGCACAAACUCGCGAUCUGUCCUUCUGAAACAUCUAAUGAUUUCCCCUUUGCUUAUAUAUCGGGCGAAAGUUUUGUAAUCUUGUUUUUGGCGCCAGUUUGGUGAAUUCUCUGUUGGUUUCCCUCUCGAUUGUUUGAGAAAAAAGACGGGAAAUUUUGGGAAAUUAUUUUCAGAUGGCUUCUGGUUCGGAGGAGGGAUCAGGGUUUCCGGCCGACGAUUAUGAGUCGUUGAUAGCGACGACCGAUGUGGAGCUGUUGAAGAGGGCGUGGAGGAACGAGAAGGCUGCUCCCGAGACUCUCCAUUUUCAAACUAGAGAACAGAUCCAGUUGAUGUUCCGGAGCCACGGUUGGACACCUUUAUCUUCUGCAAAAGCAAAGGAUCUAUCGAAGCUUUCCAGCUUGAUGACAGCAAAGAAGUGGUGGACCUGGUUGCUGAUGAUUUAUACAUUCUUCGUUACAACUCAGUAAAUCCACUCAUAGAAAGUGGCCAAAUUGAUUUGGUGUAAGCCACUAAGCGUCUUUUAGCACAAAACAGAAAUUGUAGUUACAGUGUGCUAUUCAAAAUUCCAUCAUCCAUGCCUUGGGUGUUUGAUUAAACUACCGCAGAUUGUUACCAUAUUGAAGAGGACUGUGUACCUUUUUUUUUUUUUUUUAAGAGAAAAUAUAUAUAAAAUUAUCUAUAAACAUCGUGAUUCAGCUGGCUA
This is a messenger RNA of Vitis vinifera (wine grape), 828 nucleotides long. Its product is annotated as DNA replication complex GINS protein SLD5-like. NCBI's taxonomy places the organism in Eukaryota, Viridiplantae, Streptophyta, Magnoliopsida, Vitales, Vitaceae. Gene Ontology annotation, biological process: double-strand break repair via break-induced replication; DNA-templated DNA replication. The transcript has 3 exons. The record is from RefSeq and is a predicted model, not a curated record. Gene Ontology annotation, cellular component: GINS complex. Bases 299 to 592 code for a protein of 97 amino acids.